CGUCACCCAGCAGGAUCGCAAAUAUGGCGGAGCCCUCCCUCGGGAAUUCGAGCCCAGGAGGCUCAGCAGGUUCCGACGACCAUGAUUUUGAUCCGUCAGCCGACAUGCUUGUUCACGACUUUGAUGAUGAGCGAACCCUAGAGGAGGAGGAAAUGCUGGAGGCAACAGACGAGACCAACUCCAACGAGAUCGAAGACCUGGCACGGGAGGGGGAGAUGCCCAUACAUGAGCUGCUGAGUCUCUAUGGCUAUGCGAACAGAUCGCCUGCAGAGGAAGAGGAGGAGGAAGAUGAGGAGCCAGAGGAAGAGGAUGAGGAGGAAGAGGAUGAAGAAGAGGACCUUGAUCCUGAUGAAAGCAGCAGAAGCACCGGAGAGCUGAAGAAAACGGAGGGCGAAGAUUUCAAGACUUCAUCAGAACAAGGCAGCGAUUCCCAGACCACUUCUGACGGUCGCACGCGCUCAGUCCGGUCACUCGGCACGGCAGAACUCAUUCGCCCUCAGAAACUCAAGUACUUUGAAAGUAGUCAUGACGCAGAAGAGGAGUCAGAAGAAGAUGAGGACUAUGUUCCCUCUGAAGACUGGAAGAAGGAGAUAAUGGUGGGUUCUAUGUAUCAGGCUGAGACUCCUGUUGGUUUGUGUAAAUACAAAGAAAACGAGAAAGUUUAUGAAAACGAUGACCAGUUGUUGUGGAACCCUGACUGCGUUCCCGAGGGGAAAGUUGUCGAGUUCUUGACGGAGGCGUCGAGGCGAACUGGAGAGGAGAAAGGAGUGGACGCAAUCCCAGAGGGUUCUCACAUCAAAGACAACGAACAGGCUUUGUAUGAACUGGUGAAAUGUGACUUUGACACAGAGGAAGCUCUAAGAAGACUAAGGUUUAAUGUAAAAGCAGCUCGAGAGGAGAUAUCAGUUUGGACUGAAGAGGAAUGUAGAAACUUUGAACAAGGACUACGAGCUUAUGGGAAAGACUUUCAUUUAAUACAGGCCAAUAAGGUGAGAACUAGGUCUGUAGGAGAAUGUGUGGCCUUUUAUUACAUGUGGAAGAAAUCUGAGCGUUAUGAUUUCUUUGCACAGCAAACCAGACUAGGAAAAAGGAAAUACAACCUUCACCCUGGUGUCACGGACUAUAUGGACAGAUUAUUGGACGAGACAGAGAGCGUGACGUCCAGCAGGGCGGCGUCGCCUCCGCCCACCACGUCCAGCAGCAGCGCCAGCCACUCUGAGAGGGAAGACAGCAGCAGUCAGAACGGUGAGGAAAAACCACGGCUUUCAGGCGCAAACCAAGGGAAGAGUUUCAGCGUCGCGGGUCAUCCGUUGGACCCAUCUCAGUUGCCCGACUCGACCCAAGUGAAGGUCGAGGGCGUCCAGUCCAACGGCCCGUCUCACCCAGAAGCGGAGCCGCUCCUCUCGAUUCCAGACAACAACUCCAAUGGCUGCGGCCAAGUCAGCGCGCCCAACCACGACAGAAACGGCUCUCUGGAGCUCCUGCUGGACCACAAACCGGCUGCGGCGGCGGUGGAGGCGGCCGUGGCACAGGACAGACCGGCCAAAAGAUGCAGGACUGAAGCAGAGCCUCUGAGUCAGAGCGAAGCCGAUCCAUCCAGAACACACGAAGACUAACAACGUUCAGGACUGCCGUUGUUCGUUAAUAACACACCGUUUUUGGGGUGACGUUUUUCCUCUUUCCCCACUGCCCCUCAGUUUCUCCAUAAAUGGCUAGUUUAGUGGAGCAGAGGACAAAGACGAUGAAGCUUCGUUGAGCUGUGAGCACAGAAUCUCUUAAAAGACUCACUUUAGGAAGGCCAAAGGUUGAUGAAAAGCCCGUCUGCUCCGCCACGUCCCAAAAGACACGUUUUCCUCAUCGUCUCCACUCCCAGUUUGGAGACUUGUCAAAAUUUUGCCAAGAAUUCUCUUUUCUUUUUCUGUUUUUUUCUAUUUGUACUUAAAUAAAACAAAUCAUCUGUGAUAUUUUUCUACACAAGAGAUAUUUAUAUUUUCUAACCAAAAAUAAAAAGCUCUAAUGAUAUGGGUUCUUGGUGUUCAAGCCAUUCGUUUGUUGUUGAGGGUUUGAUGGAAAUGCUGGCGUGUCUCCAGCUGGCUGUUGUUGCACUUUGAUUGUACGUUUCUCCUGUUUGAGGAGCGACUCACCCCAAACUCCCCCCAGCAGAACCCCCCACCCCCCACAGCUGUUUGAGUCUGCUGAAUAAACCCACGGGUCUGUCCCCCUGCAGGUUUGUUUGUGAAAAGCAGCUGACAUCAGUGAUGUCCUGUAUUAUCAUGUAGAUCUCUGCAUAUGUUUUUUUUUUUUUUUUUUCAAUUUUUAUAGUCUGCUUUGCUCAACACUUUGUUUUUACUAGACAGAAUGUUUGUGACCGCUCAUGUAAAGUUUGUAAAGUUUUCUUACCUUUAAUAAGCAGUUGGUGCAUAUUUUUCUCCUUUCAUGUUGCUUUUCUUCGGUCUUCCUUGUACACUGCGCUUUUUUUUUUUUUCCUUGCUGACAAACUGCUGAUUAUUUUCUGAUGGAUGUAAUAAAAAUUAAAAAAAUAAAAAUCA
Messenger RNA from Poeciliopsis prolifica (blackstripe livebearer), 2549 nucleotides. RefSeq names its product mesoderm induction early response 1b, transcriptional regulator (gene mier1b). Gene Ontology annotation, cellular component: nucleoplasm. The transcript is spliced from 13 exons. The record is from RefSeq and is a predicted model, not a curated record. Gene Ontology annotation, biological process: negative regulation of transcription by RNA polymerase II. Lineage: Eukaryota; Metazoa; Chordata; Actinopteri; Cyprinodontiformes; Poeciliidae. Gene Ontology annotation, molecular function: histone deacetylase binding; transcription corepressor activity. The coding region runs from base 24 to 1616 and encodes 530 amino acids.